Hylaeus volcanicus is the source of this 3216-nucleotide messenger RNA. RefSeq lists its product as uncharacterized. Lineage: Eukaryota; Metazoa; Arthropoda; Insecta; Hymenoptera; Colletidae. Bases 220 to 3048 code for a protein of 942 amino acids. The record is from RefSeq and is a predicted model, not a curated record. The transcript is spliced from 11 exons.
CCAAAAAUGCAAAUUUUCUUAGAUAUGCAUAGACAAAACAUCUGACUUCAGGAAAACAAGAAUAGUCCCACUUGAAGUAUAAAAUUAUUCAUUCCGUGAAACAUGAAAUUCACGUUGAACCUAUACAGUUUUUGUGUUUCUUUUAACAUUAAUAAUUUAGACAAUUAGUUCGGGAAUAAUGUUUACAAAUGUCUCAACAGAAAAGUAAAAAAUUUUGAAAUGUAUGACUGCUUCAACAUGGCAUAUCAAGAUAAAACAAAUGCCUUGCAGUUGAACAUUAAAGUAAAUAGUGAAAACUUAAUACCAAUUUCACAAAGAUACAAUGCAGGAUCGUUGCGGAUACCAGCUGAUCCUUCCUGGCCGAAAAUACCACAGAGAAAAUUAGCCGAUGAUGUUAACGAUACCAUUGAACCUCCAUGUAUAAUCACUUUUACUGGGACACCUAGAAAGAGCCGCACUGUGGUUCAAACACCACUAAAUCAAUCACCUAAAUCUACAAUAACCAGAGAUAGUGCAUAUUCAUCCUUUCAUUGCCAAAGAGUUACCUCAAGUAUGCACACUUUAAAACGACAGCCUGGUUUCGUUGAUCCUCGUUUUAAAAAAGUAACCAAUACUAAAAGGAAUCACGUUACACCAACUGAAUCAUUAGAGAAGAAAACGAACCAUUCUGACCUCACUAACUCUAUAGAACCUUUGCAUAAUGGAGAAUUAGUGGAGACAGUACCUGAGAGGGACAUUAAUGUGCAACAAAUGAAAAUACAGGAAACGGCAAACUCUCGCGGAACAGAAAAAGCUGAAGAGAUUAAGACAGAAACGUUUCAUAAAAGUAAUUGCGUUCAGAAUUCCAAGGAAGAUAACAUAGUUAAUAUCAAUAAAGAAACAAUUUUAGAACAAAAGAGUUGUGUAGAUAGUUCAGAAUUUAAAAAUUUGACUAACACUUCAAGAUCAACAAUGAAUGAUGUAAAAACACAGGUGGAUGUAAAUCCAUUACCAAUGCAAGAAAAUAAUGGACAGUUAUUUUAUGUGUUAGACAAGAAACUUCAACCGCAUCCAUUAAAUGCGAUACACGUUGAUACGAUCACAUUACCUCAAGAAUAUCUAAAACAAUGUUACAAUUUACAAGUUCCAGUUCUAACUUAUCAAAACAUACCGUUGCAAAUACCUACUAUAGGAACAAAUAAUAUUCUGCAACCGUGUUUGAGUAAUUUAGAACAAAGAAACCAAACUGAAACUGUAUCUUUAAUAAAAAAAGAAGCAGAACAAUCUUUGCAUUCCUCUAAUACAGAAUCCUUGAAACACAUAAUUCCAGACCAAAUGCAAAAUAUGAAUACACCUCUCAGUAAUGGUAGUAAUUAUCCUGAAAAUGUAUUUCCAGAUGCUGGAAAUAAAACUACCGAAGAGAAAAAUGUCUGUGCCAUUGAGAAGGAAAACAAAUUAAAAGUACAAAAUACAGUAUCUGAUAGAAGUAGAGAAAACUGUUUAAAACUAAAUGGUAGCAUUACCAAUAUUUCAGUGAAUCCAAAUAUACCCGAAAAAUUAGAAAACACGCGAUCUCAGCGAAAACAACAAGAAUCUAGCGAUUCCGAGUACUAUGUUCCCAGUAUUGUUAAAAGAAAUAUACAUAAUAAUAUUUUUCAAAAUACGAAGAAAACUGUAUGCAUCACUAGUGGCGAAGAAACGACAGAUUCAGAAUUUAUUCCAAAAAAAAGUAUCCAGAGGAAGGAGUUUAAUGGUAUCAGUAAAUCUACAAUAAAAACUAACAGGAUUAACAUGAACUGUGAUCAAAAGAAUGUCAUAUUAACUGAAAAAAAUCAUCCUCAGUCAGUGCCUCGUUCAAAAGAACAUAAACCAUCUAUGUAUCAAGUAGCAGCAAGAAAUAAAUCUGAACAAAAUUUGUCUUGCAUAAAAAAUGAUUGUACAAAAAAGCUCUGCCGGAGUUCCGAACCGCAUAUCACUUUUAAACAAAAAAAGGCAUCAGCAAAAUUUUCUAGAAAAGCAAAAUCUUAUUUUCAAAAGAAUUCUCACUCUGCAUUGGUAGAUUCCGACUAUACUUUAGUGUGGCCUAAUUGUCAAUAUAAUAAACAUAAAUGUAGCCAAAUGAACAUCCGCAAAUUUAAUAAUCACAGGAUGAGAAAGAUUGGUCUUCAUUCUAAUGUCAAGUUACCCAUACAUGAGAAGAAUGGAAAUGCACAAAUCGAAAGUAAUUUAAAUUUGAACGAGCAAAGUUAUUUGCAAAAUGUUGAUGGGAUUGAUUCAGGUCAGGAAGUGAUCAGGAGUCUAUCAAAAACAGGCUUAAAAAAUAAUAAAUGUAAAUGUGAAAUUUCUCCUAGAUCGAAUGGUACAAUUGAAAGUCCAAAAGGCAUUUCUCCUAAGACCCAAGAAUUAUUGAAUAAAAGUUAUUGGGAGUAUUAUAACAGAUUAAGACACAAAAUAAAAAAUACAGGGACCGUGGAGCAACAUCUCUAUCAACUAACAAUAGAUGGACCAAAAACUAAGAAGGGAGAAGCAGAUGAAACAUAUGAUAAAGAAUUACGAAAUCAAUUAAAACUGAAUCCAGAACUUCAAACACUACAACACUGUACAGCUCUUUCUAGCAUGAUCAAUAAAGCACUAGAUUCAAAUCAUCAAUCAGAUAUUGUGGAGACAACCCGGUUACAUUGUAAUGGAAACAUGAAAUCAUUGUCAGACCCUAUGGCUAAUACUCACAGUGUUGGUGCAAAUAAUAUGAUGUCAAAUUUUAUUAACGAUGAACCCUUACUUAAUAAACUGAGAUCUAAACAAACUAAAGAAAAUGACAAACAAUUUCUGGAACUUAAAUCUAUCAUUUUUUUUGGUGGUAUGAUGUACAUCUUAAUAAUAUUCCUACCAAUGUUGUACGAAUAUUUUUAUCACGAAGAAUACGACGAUUACGAAAAUUUAGGUUAUCUGGAAUUUAUUGUGGAUUAUGUGUUAUCAUCAUUUAACGAAGCAUUUGGUGGUAUUUUCGCUGGUGUAAAACAAAUUUUUUUCUAUCCACAUGCAUGUAAGAAAUGCAACAAUAUCGCAUAAAUUAACGACGAGCGCACAUCAUGUACGAGCUUCAAAAUGUUUUACUAUGGUUUGUUCUUUAUUGAUUGAUAUUUGUUUUGUAACAGACAAGUAUUUUUGUAAUUGAUUCUGCAUUCUCGCAUAUUUGUAUACUAUAUGGGUGUUUACAAUUAAAACUUUAUUCGAGGA